Molecule: messenger RNA, 978 nt
Organism: Synchiropus splendidus (mandarinfish)
Lineage: Eukaryota; Metazoa; Chordata; Actinopteri; Syngnathiformes; Callionymidae
Gene: cryba1a
Product: crystallin, beta A1a
Exons: 6
Coding region: 64-654 (196 amino acids)
Biological process (GO): visual perception; lens development in camera-type eye
Molecular function (GO): structural constituent of eye lens
Source: RefSeq, a predicted model, not a curated record
UUUGUGAAUCAGGACCAUCAGUUAUUCUCUGGGGCCCGUUGGGUAAAUAGUGACCUCUGGAGCAUGGCACUGAAUAAUCCCAACCCACUGGGACCAUGGAAGAUCACUAUCUACGACCAGGAGAACUUCCAGGGCAAGUGGCAUGAGUUCACCUCCGCCUGCCAGAACGUUGUGGACAGCGGCGUGCAGAAUGUCCGCUCUUUGAAGGUGGAUUGUGGAGCCUGGACAGGAUACGAGCACUCCAAUUUCUGUGGACAGCAGUUUGUGCUGGAGAGAGGAGAGUAUCCUCAGUGGGAGUCGUGGAGUGGCAGCAACGCCUACCACGUGGAGAGGAUGAUGUCCUUCCGCCCCAUCUGCUCGGCAAACCACAACGAUUCCAAAAUGGUGCUGUUUGAGAAGGAGAACUUCACAGGACGGCAGUGGGAAGUGACCGAUGACUACCCGUCUCUGCAAGCCAUGGGCUGGGGGAACAAUGAGAUUGGAUCCAUGCAGAUUCAGAGUGGCGCCUGGGUGUGCUAUCAGUUUCCUGGUUACCGUGGCUACCAGUAUGUAAUGGAGAGUGACCAUCAUGGCGGGGAGUACAAACAUUACAGAGAGUGGGGUUCCCAUGCCCAGUCCUUCCAGGUGCAAUCGCUGCGCAGAGUUCAGCACUGAGAGCAGACCAUCUUUCUCCAUCGGUUUAUUGGUCUUACAUUCCUUCUUUGUGUUGGUCUCCAAAUCAUUCCGGCACCUGGUGGUGCUUGAGCCAUGCUCUGCACGGCUCUUCAAAAAAAUGAUGCAAACUUGUGAAAUGAUCAGGAGGAAGUGGUGACAGUGGGAGAGUGUGAAUGUGUUGCACUUGCUACAGGCUCACAUGGUGUGAAGGAUAUAUGCAAGCAAGAGCUGAUGACUUCAAUAAAAUGCAACACAGGAGUGAAAAAAAACCUUGGUUGUGUUUGUGUAAAUGAUGCAGAAUUAGUUAGCGAUGGAAAGCAUGAG